Spirodela intermedia is the source of this 474-nucleotide messenger RNA. The record is from the annotation of a GenBank genome assembly. NCBI's taxonomy places the organism in Eukaryota, Viridiplantae, Streptophyta, Magnoliopsida, Alismatales, Araceae.
AUGUCCCCAUUUCGUCUCAUUUUUGGAAAGCCAUGUCAUCUUCUUGUGGAAAUAGAGCAUAAAGCAUUAUGGGCUAUAAAAAAUUUAUGUAUGGAUGAGAAAUCAGCUGGUGGGCAUAGAAUUUUUCAGCUACAUGAAUUAGAGGAGUUGAGGAAUGAAGCUUAUGAAAAUCAUAGAAUAUAUAAAGAAAAAACUAAAACUUUCCAUGAUAAAUACAUUAGCAAAAAAAAAAUUGAUGUUGGACAAAAAGUGUGGUUAUAUGAUUCUAGGCUGAAAUUAUUCCCAGGAAAAUUAAAAUCAAAAUGGAAAGGGCCUUAUGUGGUGGAAGAGACAUAUGAUCAUGGGGCUGUAAUGAUUAAAGAUCCUAAAAGUGAUCAUAACUUUAAGGUAAAUGGACAACGGCUUAAACAUUAUAUAGAACAUGAACGCCUUGCAGAAAAAGAAAUUUUAUUAUUAAAAGAAAUUCAAGAGUAA